AAGGGUCGUUAGCCAGCUAGUAUGUUCUGACUCAGCAUUUGCUCUCAACCAACUGACCCAGCACUGUACUGCUAGCUAGCUAUGUCUACGUCUGUGAUUGGAGAUGAGGAGAGUUCAUUGCAGCAUACAGGAGAGGAUGAAACACCUAGCAUUCUAACUAAGCCGGAUAUGAACGGAGAAGCCAUCACCAACCAAGAACCAUCAGAUGCUAGUGUGUUGUCAGCCUCAGAGUUGCCUGACAUCGUCCCAACACCUACACAGGCUGAGAGUCAGACUAGCAAUGAGCCAACUAGCAAUGAGCCGACUAGCAAUGAACCCACCUCUAGCAAAGACGAGGCGUCACUUGACAACGACUGGGUCGACAUUCUUGGGAACCAACAGCUCAUGAAGAAGGUUAUUCGUAAUGGGGGCGGAGUGUCUACUAGACCCACCCCCCAGUCUCGUGUGAAAGUCUCCGCUAGAGGGUGUCUGGAGUCGGGAGAGGUGGUGGACAAACACAAGACAUUUGUGUUUACCGUGGGAGAUGGUGAUGUCAUUCAAGCACUGGACCUUAGCGUCACUCUCAUGGAAACUGGUGAACUUAGUGAAGUAAAAAGUGGCCCAAGAUUUGCAUUUGGAAGCAGUGGAAGAGAGCCUGACGUGCCCCCAAACGCCACUUUGCUGUAUGAGGUGGAACUGCUGGAGGUGUUGGGGCCUCUCGACUAUCAGACCAUCUCACAAGAAGAGCUACUGGCAGCUGUAGACAAAAAAAGGGUUCGUGGAAAUGAGCUUUUUAAGAGGCAAGAGUUCGACCGAGCAGUCACUUCAUACCAAAGGGGACUACAGAUGCUCAAGUCUUACAUUGAAGAGCAUGCUGGAGAGGGCAGCAAAGAGAUUCAAGAUAUGGAGAUACGGUGUUGGAACAAUGUCGCUGCUGCCCAACUAAAGGUGGAGAUGUAUAAAGAAGUGCUUGUAUCCUGUGGCCAUGUGCUGGACAAGGAUCCUGACAAUGUUAAAGCUCUCUUUCGAUCGGGGAAGGUGCUUUCGCAGCAAGGUGAGAUGGACGAUGCCGUCAAGAGGCUCCAAAGGGCAGCUGGUAUCAAUCCCGAGGAGAAAGCCAUUAAACAAGAGUUGGCAAGGGCAGUGCAGAAGAGAGACCAUAUGAAGGAGAAAGAGAAGGCCAUGUACAGACGGAUGGUGGAGGGGAAACCUUCUACUAAGAGCGACAAGAGCAAGCCUAAACAAGGAGCUCCUAGCUGGGGUCCCCUGCCCUACCUGACAGCAGCUAUGGUAGUGGCUGCCAUAGGCAUUGGAAUGGCCUACUUUAUCACACAAAGACAUUAACAAUCUCUAUGUAUAGGAGUAAUUAUUCCCAAAUUGCAAAUUGUUUGUGUAAUUUUUCUCAAUGUUUAUGUAUAAAGAUCGUUAACUCAA
Messenger RNA from Halichondria panicea, 1413 nucleotides. Its product is annotated as peptidyl-prolyl cis-trans isomerase FKBP8-like. Gene Ontology annotation, cellular component: endomembrane system; cytosol; membrane. Gene Ontology annotation, molecular function: protein binding; peptidyl-prolyl cis-trans isomerase activity; protein folding chaperone. Lineage: Eukaryota; Metazoa; Porifera; Demospongiae; Suberitida; Halichondriidae. Bases 82 to 1323 code for a protein of 413 amino acids. The transcript is spliced from 10 exons. Gene Ontology annotation, biological process: protein folding; negative regulation of apoptotic process. The record is from RefSeq and is a predicted model, not a curated record.